Amborella trichopoda is the source of this 1044-nucleotide messenger RNA. RefSeq names its product endochitinase. Gene Ontology annotation, molecular function: chitinase activity. The record is from RefSeq and is a predicted model, not a curated record. NCBI's taxonomy places the organism in Eukaryota, Viridiplantae, Streptophyta, Magnoliopsida, Amborellales, Amborellaceae. Gene Ontology annotation, biological process: chitin catabolic process; cell wall macromolecule catabolic process; defense response to fungus.
CCCCUCUCUCUCUCUAUGCAUCCGGUGCCGAGUCUGAUCUCUAUAUAAAGCCUCAGCUCCACUGCAUUUUAUGAGCAGCAAGAAAGAAUAAGGUGGAAAAAAUAAGAAAGAUGGCUGGUUCUUAUGCAUCUCUUACCUUGUUGGUAGUAUGGUUGAUUGUGGGGCAGCAAGGCCCCGUCGUCUUUGCACAAGUUGCUUCUCUUAUACCAGAGUCUCUGUUUAAUAAUAUGCUUAAGCAUAUGAAAGAUGCUAAUUGCCCUGGAGGACGCUUUUAUACCUACAACGCUUUCAUUACUGCUGCCAAUUCGUAUCCGGCCUUUGGAACUACCGGCGACACGACUACCCGAAAGAGAGAGAUCGCCGCUUUUCUUGCUCAGACCUCAAAGGAGACCACUGGUGGAUGGCCAAGCGCACCUGAUGGCCCCUACGCUUGGGGCUACUGCUUUGUGAAUGAGCAAGGAGGAGGUGAUUACUGUACGGCUAGUGCUCAGUGGCCUUGUGCUGCCGGGAAAAAAUAUUACGGCCGAGGACCCAUCCAAAUCACACACAACUAUAACUACGGGCCAGCAGGGAAAGCAAUUGGCUUUGAUGGCAUCAACAACCCGGACAUAGUCGCCACCAAUGCUGUCAUCUCCUUCAAGACGGCGUUUUGGUUUUGGAUGACUCCACAAUCGCCCAAGCCCUCUGCCCACGAUGUGAUCACCGAUCGAUGGACACCGUCAGCAGCAGACCGCUCGGCCGGCCGGCUCCCUGGCUACGGUGUCAUCACCAACAUUAUCAAUGGUGGCUUGGAAUGUGGCAGUGGCAGUAAUUCCGCAGUGGCUGACCGCAUUGGCUUCUACAAGCGUUACUGUGACCUCCUUGGAGUUCCCUAUGGAAACAACCUCGACUGCUACAACCAGAAGCCUUUUAAUCGCUAGAAUAAAGAUCAGCUACAACCAGAGGCCUUCCAAUAGUUAGAAUAAAGAUCAGACUUUGCUCACUGUAGUAAUGGAUCUGCAAGAAAUAAUAAGGAAAUAAAGGCCUUAACUCAGUUAACUCUAA